GUCGCCUUUGCUCCCUGCCGCUGAAGGGAGCAGCGCGGACUACAGCUCCCAUGGGCGGGCAGGGCGCGCCCGGCCAGCCGUGGGAGCGGCCGGAGGGACAGCUCCGGUGCUGAUCCCGCCGCCGGUUUGUGAGCAGACGCCGGGGGAGCGCGCGGGGCGAGCUGUGGCCGCGCUCGCUGCUCGGCGGGACCCACCCGGCACGGGAGGCAGCUGAAGGGCGCGGGCCGAGGAUGAGGCACGAAGCUCCCAUGCAGAUGGCAUCUGCUCAAGAUUCCAGAUAUGGCCAGAAAGACACGUCUGACCAGAACUUUGAUUACAUGUUCAAAUUGCUCAUCAUUGGCAACAGCAGUGUCGGGAAAACCUCCUUUUUGUUCCGUUAUGCUGAUGAUUCCUUUACAUCUGCAUUUGUAAGCACGGUCGGGAUCGAUUUCAAAGUCAAAACUGUUUUCAAAAAUGAAAAAAGGAUUAAGCUACAGAUUUGGGACACGGCAGGUCAGGAGAGAUAUAGGACAAUUACCACAGCCUAUUACCGGGGUGCAAUGGGCUUCAUUUUAAUGUAUGACAUCACGAAUGAAGAAUCCUUCAAUGCUGUGCAAGACUGGUCAACUCAAAUCAAAACAUACUCAUGGGAUAAUGCCCAGGUUAUUUUGGUCGGUAAUAAAUGUGACAUGGAGGACGAGCGGGUAAUCUCCACUGAGAGAGGCAAACAUUUAGCAGAGCAACUUGGUUUUGAAUUUUUUGAAACAAGUGCCAAGGACAACAUAAAUGUCAAGCAGACAUUCGAGCGGCUUGUAGAUAUCAUCUGCGACAAAAUGUCAGAAAGUCUGGAGACGGAUCCUGCCAUCGCUGCUGGAAAACAGAACACAAGACUAAAGGACACCCCUCCUCCACAGCAACCCAACUGCGGCUGUUAAUACAGUUAUCAACAGAGGCAGCUCCAGUGUGUUCUAUUGCCAACAGAGUAUUUACAGAUGGUCUAUAAGCCUUUAUUUAUACUGUCUUUUUAAUUUAUUUGGGGACAAUGUGUUUAUUUUACGUCAAUGGCUGGUACAAUGUGUGCAAACAAUUUGUAAGGUCUGCUCAUUUCUAAGCAUCUUUGCAUGUGGCUAAUUGUCUGUCUUUUCUUUUUAUCCUACGUACAUUACACUUGCUUCAGCUGGUUCUGUGACCUCAGAACACAGGUUGUCUACAACUGACAUUAACUUAAUCAGUUUCGAAUUAUACCAUUUACUCCUUGAUGUAAUGAUCACGGUAUUUAGGAAUAAGCUUUCUGAUGCCAUUUAAAUUUUCAUUGACUGAAAAAUCUAUUUUAAAGUAUUAUCUGAAUAUACUGUCUAUUCCCUGUCUUAUCCAGAUAAUUUGUCUGAGGCACACUUCCCUGAAGGUAAUGCUCUGGCAAAUCCAUGUCCAUCACCAGAAUUCAGUUACCUCUACCCCACACAACAUGGCCACUUCGAAAUUCAGAGUGACAGCAGCUGCCUAACCUAAAACACAGGCUCCUACCCCUCGAUAUAAGGAGAAAUUCUGUUAGCUGCUGGCAGGAUAGGGGCUGGCUGUGUUCCAUUUCCAUCCACAAGCCAAUUCACUACAAUACUGAUAUAGAAGAGAGUUGUGAAAUGUCAUUUUUCUUUAAGUUACCUGGUUUAGAUAAUAUGCUACAGUUCUUGAUAUUACCCCAGCAGAGCCAAAUCUGUUAUGUACAUUUAUUCAUAACCAAAAAUAACCUACUCAUAUCGUUCUGGAGGUUGCAUUAUUUUGGCCUUUAGGAAUUUCAUGUUUCAUUCUUGAAAAUGGUGUCUAUAUAUUAAUUUUAUAGUCUGAGAGAAUCUCCUCUGUAUUGAUUGCAAAGGCCCAUUUCUCUCCUCAGAAGUGCCACUCCUAUUGAAGUCAGCAGGACUUGUUUGUGAGGACAGAAAUGGAUCUGUUCAAUUUGAAAAAUAGUUUGAUCUAGAUAUAUCUUGCUGAGGGCUUUCUUGUGACAGUAAGAAAUUGGCAACAUUUUUGGAAAAUUCACAGAGAAAUAAAAAGUUCUCCAAUGAGUUCCUCCACUAGACUGUGUCAAUCACUUAGAAAAUCCACGAAAGGCUGUGAAGACAGCAGAAUGUCUGCAGGUUUUUUUUAAAGCUUUUUUUAAAAUUGUCAUUUCUCACCAUGUUAAUAAGCUCUUGCUCUACUAAUUGGAAGCACUUUGCACUGUUGCCUUAUCUGGAAUACAGUGAUAUUCCUCAAUGACAUCAUUGAGGCAACAUUAACUUUUUAUUGUUCUUACCAGAUCAGCUUCAGUACCAGGAUGACAUUUCUCAAACUAGACAUAACACAAAAAAGGGAAGAAAAAUAGGAAAAUGUGUUAGAGCAGCUGCUAAUGCCAUACCUGACUGUAAGGCAAUACCUAUGCAACACAUUGCCUUUUUCGUAAGGUAAUUUAUAUAAUCUCAUCAAACACACUAAGGCCAUGUCUACACUAGAGAAAAAGGUGUAGUUAAGACACUAACUAUUGUAUGUUAAAAUCCUAGUUUAGGCAAGAUUAACACAUUAGUUGGUUGAGGUAAACCCAAGUGUAAACUUCUGUUAAAACUAUAAAUUGACUUGACUACACUAGGAUCUUACACAUAUCAGUUAACACUCCUAGCUAGCACCUACACUGUUUUUCUUAGUGAAAAAUGAGCCAUAUCAUUUGGCUCCAUGGAAAAACCUGAGGAAAGGGAAAGGGGAUUGGUCCUGCUUUGAGCAGGGGAUUGGACUAGAUGACCUCCUGAGGUCCCUUCCAACCCUGAUAUUCUAUGAUUCUAUGGCUAUUCACUGCCCUACAUUUAUCCCUGUUGUGGGCAGAUUAGUAGGAAGGGGAAGAGAAAGUGUAAUUGAGCAGAGCCAGUUUGCCUAGCUCUUAGCAUCCACAUGGCAUGCCAGUCACUACUCUUCCUGGCCCUCCCUCCCAUUUCUAGGCCUCCAGCUUGAUAGUUGUACUCCUCCCACUGUGGCUAUGCACUCCAAGGUACUUUGAGGAUAGAAGUAUUUGGCCAAAGAUUUGUAUUGGUUUUCCAAUUAACAAAAAAAUUUAAAACAUUUUAAGGAAAACAGAUGCUUUCCCAGAAAAUGUUGGUGUUAUUGAACCACCGCCACCACCUGGUCCCUCCCCCCCCCCACACACACACCCCUCUUUUUUUAAAUUUUUUAUGGAAAACAGGCUUGAAGGAAAAUUUUCAACCAGUCCUCUCAACUGAACCAGCCCUGGGAACUUCACUACGUAAUGUCUGGUGCGAUGUCAUCAGCAGUGGUCACUCUGGCUAGCACCAUGGUCCUCAGUAGACUAUGCAUGUUUGAUGAUGAUGAUGACCUGGUAGAAGGGUAGAAAAUAGAAGCUGUAGAGCAAAAAAUUAAUGCAUAGAUUCCAAAGCCAGAAAGAACCACUGUGAUCAUUUAGUCUGACCUUCUCUAUAAUACAGGGCAUAGAACUUCCCCAAAAUAAUUUCUAGAGCAUAGCUAUUAGAAAAAACAUCCAAACUUGGAUUUAAAAACUGUCACUGAUGGAGAAUCCACCACAACCUUUGGUAAAAUGUUCCUGUGCUUAAUUACGCUCACUGUUAAAAGUGUCUGCCUUAUUUCCAGUUUGAAUUUGUCUAGCUUCAACUUCCAGCCCUUGGAUCAUGUUAUAUCUUUAAUGCUGUUAACUAACUUCCACUGUGUUUCCCUUUGUACAAUGCUCUAGGGGAGCAUGCCUUCCACUGCAGUGAGCCAGGUCCCUUGUAACUUCUGUGCAGAGUCCCAAGCAUUGCUGCCAAACAGGGCUUGCUGCCAUUCUCCAGCAUGAUAUGUUCUGUAAUGCCUCCUGGGGCAGUGUGGGCUGUAGCUCUUACAGCAUCUUCAGACAACGUGCACCUUGGACUACCUCCCACCACCAGCCUCCUUCUGGUGUUUGUUGGUACAUGGCAGGUGGGACAGGGGACAUUGCCACAUCUCACACUAAUUCAGACAUGCGCUCUGGAAUGUGUAGUACACCACAAGUCCUAGCGCUCCCCCAAUCUUUGCUCAGGGACACGGGCUGCAGCAUGGCUGCAGCCAUGCAGCAGCAUGAGGAGGAAGAGGAGAAGGCAAUUUGCUGUCUCACCCAUUCAGUGCACCCAGGCCUUGGUUUUCCCUCAUAGAAUUUAAGGUCAGAAGGUACCAUCAUGAUCGUCUCACUUAGACUUUAAUUCCAGUCCUUUGAUCCUCUGUUGACAAUGUAGACACUCUGUAGUGCUGUGAUCUGAAGGACAGCUGGCAGCACUAGCCUAACUUAUUAAGAAGUGUGAGGCAGGUUGAGUGAAAGAUGAUAUUUUUUGUCAAUUUAAAUUAAAUACAUUAAAAUAAAUGGAAUGGGGGGAUUUUGCAGGGGGAUUCUCAUCUCCUUCCUGUUGUAAAAAGAAACACUUGCCCUGCCUCGCCCCUGUUUAAUACAUUAUAAGCAAUGGGAAGGUAGCAGGGUGCAAGAGCAAACUUGUCCUUAGGAGGCCGACCGUGCUUUAUAAGGAAAACAUAUGCAUACAGGAAAACUAGUAUGAGAGAUGGAGCAAAAAAAAACCCUAUCCCUGGAUGGGAACUCCCAGUUGCUUUGUAGCUAUAUACAAACUUUACAUUAUAUGCCCCUCACCAGAUAGUGGUCAGAAUUAGUAUUGGGUGAACUUUAAAGUGUUCUUAGUUUCAUUUCUGAUCACAUCCCAAAAGUCUGGAUUCUUAGCCAGAUUUUGGCUGAACAGUCCAGACAGCCUGAGACCUGCAAAGAUCCUGAUCCUUUCAGCAGAUGGGUGUAGGUAGACCUUUGCUCUCACAAGUCCAACUCCAAGACUAUCGCCUUGUGCUAGAUAUCUCAUGAGGUUCAGGCCAGGAAGCAUCAUAAAAACCAUUUGUGGCAUAUUAGCUCAGAACUUGGCCUUUCAGUUCUUGGCUGGAAUCAGGCUAUUACAGAGAUUCACACAAGGAAAGUGAUCUUUUCAAAACUUACCAUCCUUUUUCCAAUAGGGGGAAGCAUCACAACUGUGUUUUUUAAUUUUCCUUCAAAUCAGGUUUAAUUCCUAUUUAAUUCCUAAGGUGGGAUUUUCGAAAGCACUCGGUGUCAGCCUAAUUCUGCUUCUGUUGACUUUACUAGUAAAAAUGCCAUUGACUGCAAUGGGAACAGAGUUAAACCAACACUGAGUGCUUUGGCAAAUCCCAUCACAAAUGGCUUCACACACACAUAGUCAUUGGAUGUGCAAGGUGAAGAAGAUAGGAGCAGGGAUCAGUCAGAUCCACGUGUGUGACCCAUAAAUUUGUGGCGUGCUCCUGGGACUUAAGGAGAGUAUUGCAUAGAUGCAGAGGUCCAGCCACACAAAACCAAUAUGAGGGUCAGGACUAAUAAUAAUCACAAAAAGUAUUUUAAAAACGUUUAACAGCAGCAUUGUUAAACUGGCUACUUGGGGACAGAUUUUGAAAAACUAGCUGCCUAGUCUCAGUCCGGUUCCUGGUGGCCACAUCAUAAAAUCCAGGACCAAUCAUCACUAAUUUGUACCUUUGUUGCUAGUCUCAGCAGAGAAUUAGGGAACUGAAUGGCCCAUGGUAACUCACAGACCUUCUCACACCCAGAGGUCAGGGUUUAGGCCCAUUUGUGAGGUCGGGCAGUGGAGAGAAAGCUUGCUCUGCUUCUGCCAGUUCUAUCUGUUCUAUGGAUUCAGAGAGCACAUCAGCCUCCAGUGUUUUCAGUCCAUCAGCACUGAAUUUUAAAGAGAAUCUUGCCAUGUUCACUGUGGCACAGACUAUGUAACUACUCAGUCUAAAUGUGUAAUGGAGGGGGGUGGAGCUUUGCAGUCUUAUUUCUCAUUGAGGGCUCUGGAGGGGAUUUGUCUGGGUAAAAUACUAUAGUAUUAUUACUGACAUUUAUUACCUCGAGUUAAUGGCUGUUACGAGGAGGAAAAAGAAACCCUUCUCCUCUAUCACAGUUUAAUGGGAGAAUAGACCUUGAAGUGGACAAAGCCCCCAUUGCCUGGGGUCUGAGCCCCGUGGGGCCACCUGAACUACUGCAUGACACCACCCUUCCAAAGUGCCAACCAAGAAUAACAUUAGUGCUACAGUAAUUGCAUACAUGGGUAAUACACCAACUUUGUCAUGGAGUCACAAUGUCUGUCUCAGUGCAUGGACAAGCUGUCACUCAGCGUUCCAAAUGGAAACAAGUGGAACAAAUGUAAGAGACUGGGCCCUGCAGUAUUCAAAUGCAUGAACCGAUGGGAUUGAUCACAAUGGCUUGCAAGCCCUUUUGAGUUGAAACUGCAAUUGCAUGGUCUUAAUUCUGACAAAAGUUCAUUUUCAGAUGUGAUAAAUGUGCCUGUCCUUACAGAUCAAUUAACUUGUAACUGUGUUUGUAUUUCAUUUUGUUUAUUUAGACCAAUUUCUUUGGUGUCUGAAAUACUAUGAGCUGGCCUGUCUUUCUCUCUCUCUCUCUUUCUCUCUCCACAUAUACAUAUAUAUAUAUAUAUAUAUAAACCCAACUCAUUCUCUUUCUGAACUGCAAUGUGCGUGACUGUUAACUGGAACUGUUUGUUCCUUUGUGCUAUACUUAAUGUAAUGCAUAGAGAAACUACCUGAGCAACUAGAUCUGUGUGGCCUUUCCAGAGCAUCAGUCUGAAAGAUUCGGUUUUCUUCCCAGGCUGCUCAGCUCUGUAGGUACAGCUGUGCUGCUUGCACCUUUUGUUAUUUUAGGAAUGAAGUGCUAUUUUAUGGUGCAAACACUGCUGGAGCUUGCUCCUAACUUUCAGAAUUGCUUGAGUUUUAAUUGUCUUUUGCUAGGAAAUGCAUGGCAUUCUAAAUGUUAUGUCCAGUGCUGCCAUUGUUCCUUCAAUAGCUGAGAAGCCAAUGAUGCUUUCUACUUAAAAAAACAAUUACAGGCUUCAUUUUUCAGGAGCAUGGUUUGUUGUUAUCACUUUUCAAUGGCAACAGCUAAAUGACUGCUCUGUUGCUUGAAUGUUAUGAAAGAUUCCUCGACCCAUUUCAUGGACAGACUUGAUAUACAGCAAAUGGACCAAAUUCCUCUUGGGUGUAACUCGAGUGGAGUUCCACCAUUAAUCCUUUGGAUCCACAGGGCCCAAUCCUCAUCUUGUAUAAAUCAGCAUAGUUUCCCUUAAACCAAUGGAACUAUGCUGUGUGUUCACCAGCUGAGGAACUGAUCCAUGAGUGGGUUUUUUUUAAUACCGAUUGGAACUUAGAUUCUUCAAGGUUCACUACGUGUAAAGUCUCCAUUGAAAAGGCAAAGCAUCUGAAUAGUCUGAGUAUGUGAUUGGUUUCGUCAUUAAAUGGGUCAAGUAAAUUCAUUUCACCCUGUCUGUUAAGCUUUUUUUAGUUAUUUACUUUGUUUAUUUUUUCCUUAAUGUUCAUCCAAGCAAAGAUUUUUACUGCACGUGUAGAAUUUUCAGACACAAACAAAUAUAUCCUGAACACUGGUUCAGUUUGCACAGGUAUUUGUUCAUUUUUAGUGCAGUGUUUUUUAUUGUUAUUAUUGCAGUGGAACUUACCCAGAAAUUCUCAUUGUCACUAGAAACUGCUUGGGUUAAAUCCACAGGCCAUAGGAUUACUGUUCAUGGUGAUGGCAGAAGCGGAUGGCACAUCACUUGUACACAGACACCUGUUUUGGGUGGGGAGGGGAGAGACCAUGUCCGAAUCUUCUGACAAUUUCAUGCUCUUGCAUAACAUGUGGAAACAAAAGUUAGGGAUUGCUCACCACUUCCAGUAAUGAAUUUACUUGAGUAAUCCUGACAUGUACCUGCAAAUUAGUGUUAAAUGAAAACUGUUUGUGCUGUAAUCCCGUUUAAUAUAUUGUUGGUAAUGUCAGCCGUGUUGUGGUUCAGUUGGACUGUCAGAAUGUGUAAACUAUUUACUAGUGUUUGUGGAACUGAAGUGUCUUAAAUGUUGCAUGAAAAACGUUAUAAAAAUAGAUUUGUUUUCUAUUUUUGAACACCUCUGAACUGAGGGAACAUGGGCCAAUAAGUGCAAUAUUUAAUGACUUACUCAGUGUAUAUAAAUUCGUAUGAAAGGGAAAAGUGUCAUGUAUGUGUGAUAUGGUGUCGAUGAUGGCUGUGUGGCUUAUUUAAAAGAUGUCUAGUAGCUGUAAGAGUCUAGUAGUGAAAUUUAUACAGUAAAUACUUUAUCAGUGUAGUGUAAGAAUAAACUAUUCUUAAUUCAUUUAAACUAUUUUUCAUAUAUGAGACAACAGUAACAGACGUCCGUACCUUUACCACAAGUGCAUGUCAAUUUUACUUUUAGAACUGUGAGUGUCCUUUCCCAAAAAAUGAUUGUGGUAUAUCACUAGUAGUGGGGAGACCUUUUCUCAAUCAAAAGAUACCUUUAGCCAUUCCUAAAGAAAAACCCCACAUAAUAUUUUAGAAGCAUGUUCUCUGGAAACAGAAAAAGAGACUGUCUUGGAACUCAGCUCUUAAGGAAAAGCCUUCGGUUUUUUUAUCUGAAGAGUCAAUUACAUGCUCUGUCUGCCUGUACAGCAUAAUAUCAUGUGGCCACUUUUUAAAAAAUAUCUAUAUAAUUGCAUGGUUCAUUCAUGAUUACACUAAGCCUAGAAUAUUAAAUAGGAGUCUCCAACCGUGUUGAAAUGUACUUAGCAUCUUCUGUUUGGUGUCUUGAGUUCAGUUUGUUUUUUGAAGGAGCUUGUGUCUCACAUCCAAUGUGGUCCAAAGCAAAAUGUUAACCCUAAAUGAACCCAUUCUGCUGCUUCUAUUUUUAACUUUAAAUCAGAUACUGAAGUAAGAUAGAAGGCACAUUCUAGGCCAAAUUCUGGUCUCUUAGACUGCUGUAAAUUUUGAGUAACUCACCUGGCACCCAUCAGCAAUGUAAGUGAGAGCAGAAUUUUGCACAGUAUCUUGCCCAGAGAUUAGAAGGAGACAUCAAAUCAUUUUUUCCUUUUACUUUAGCCUUGCACAGUCGUACUCAGCCAUUCACUCAAGGACCUCAAAUGAGGCAGCACAUUUAAACACCUGCUUAAGCCCAUCCUUAUUCAGUAAAGCAUUUAAGCACAUGCUUCAUUGUAGCCACUUGAUGGCUGUUCUGCCAGUGGUUCCCCUACUGUGACUGCAAACCUCUGAGCAGAAGUUAAUGCUGUUAAUUAACUUCUGCUGCAUCCCCCUUGUACAAUAUGCUGGUUGUCUAGAGGAACGUGCCCUUUACUGAAUAAGGAUGAACUGCUGAAUCAGGGCCAAGGUGAGUAACAUUUUUUCAUGGGUUAGUAACAUCACAUUCAGUUUUCCCAUUAGCAUCAUGGUAAAAGGUACAUUAGUAGAUUUUGUGCCUUGGUCUGAUACAUUGUCAUGACAAUUUUACAAGGCUGUUUUAGCAUAUGUCGUAGCUAUUUUAGAAAAGCUAGCUCUCAUCAAAAAGAGGCAAUAGCCAAAUAAUGCAGGAAACCAAUAGCUCUGCUUUCUUUCGCCUCUGCCAUGUCAUCGCAUAGUGCUAGAGAAUAAGCAAAGUAGUCAGAUUACAUUAAACAGUACAGGACAAUCCUAGUAAAGGCCUAAGCACCUGUCCUAAACGCUUCCCUGUGUUUUAUACCACCUUCUGUUGUGAAACCAUCUGCCAAACUAUGCAAAAUUGCAUGAAAAUGAAAGCGUGUGAUAGGGGAAAUUUGGGAACUGCAGAAUGAAAGAAAAAAUAUAAACAUCCCUGUAGCCAAGGAACAGACACAGUAAGGCUAAGAUACCACUGAAACACAAAUAUACAGACUGAGGAUGCAUUGCCUAUAUUUUACUACUGCUGUUAAGUGACCUGACUGCCCAAGGUUUUGCAAGGGGUUUGUCACCAUGACUGGUAAUUUUACCUGGUAUUUUUACUAUCCCUGUACAUGUAUGAGUACAUAAAAAACAAACCCAAAUGCCUACUUUGAAAAGUAGCUCCCCAUACUAACUUUACUUGCUGAAUUGUUCUUAAAGAGAUGUUGGAGUACUUGCUUAGAAGAUAUUUGUGAGGUAGUUAGGAUCCAACUCUUCCUCCGCCUCUAACUGCCACUACAAUAUAGUGACUGUGGUUCCAAAAAUGUGAGUUUAAAAUGCUGCUGGGUGACAGAUGUUGUGACUCUUCAACAUAUGUCCACAGGAGCUCUUGUUUGGAUGUGAAGUACACGUUUUAUCCAUGUGCAGCGUUUUAAUUCUAUGUGGAAAUAAAGACUGUGUGUAUUCCAUUGGAUAUUCUGUUUGUAUGUGACUUCUGUAUAACAAGUGGAUUUUGUUUUGUUUAUUUUGGUUUGGGGUAUUAAUUUUGAGAUUACAAUAAAUAUUCAAGUUUCAGAGUA
Messenger RNA from Caretta caretta (loggerhead turtle), 10291 nucleotides. RefSeq names its product RAB3C, member RAS oncogene family (gene RAB3C). Gene Ontology annotation, molecular function: GTPase activity; GTP binding. Lineage: Eukaryota; Metazoa; Chordata; Testudines; Cheloniidae. The record is from RefSeq and is a predicted model, not a curated record.